Messenger RNA from Neospora caninum, 2484 nucleotides. RefSeq lists its product as hypothetical. The transcript is spliced from 3 exons. Bases 1 to 2484 code for a protein of 827 amino acids. Lineage: Eukaryota; Apicomplexa; Conoidasida; Eucoccidiorida; Sarcocystidae. The record is from RefSeq and is a predicted model, not a curated record.
AUGAGACUGAGCGCAGACAUGAACCGAUUCCUCUCGUCAACUGUAGAGGACUCGGCCCUUCUUCCGGCGUCUCGCCGGCCUCUGCUGCCUCUCCGCGCUCAGCCGGGACUAAAGAGACCGCCUGCGCCGCGUCUCGCGCGAGAAAGAGACAGAGGCGAACCAGGCUUACGGCUGAGAGAGCCGAGAAGCGGCGGAGACGCAGUCGGAGUGGUGGGCGGAGACACUUUGAAACAAAAGACUCUGGCAGUCUCGGAGACAAGGAGACGGCUUCCACGGGAGAUCAACGCUGCGGGUGCAACAAGCUCAUCGUUCCCUGCAUUCCCGGGCUCUUUUUCUCGCUUCCUAGUCACUCCUCGCCCUUCCUCGGCCUCGUCACCCCUCUCUUCUUCUCGUUCCUUCUCUCGCUACGCCGCCCGAGGACCGGAGUUCGCUUCUUCGGCCUCUCCGCGUCCACCCUCCGUCGCCUCUCGAAACUCGAAGCCCGUCUCCUCGCUCUCUGCCUCGGUAGCGUCUCGCUCUUGUGCUGCUUCGUCGCUCGGCUCUCCCUCGUCAUCUGUUGCAGCUUUCGACUCGCCGUCAACUUUGCCGGCUUCGGCCGCUCUUUCUCCUGCGUCUCCGCCGCCGUUCCUCCUCUCGCCUCCAACGCCUGUCCAGACCAGCGCCACGCCUCGACUUCUCGGUGCCGCGCGGGCGUCGCGGAGUUUGUCCUCUGUCUCUGCCUCCUCUGUUUCCCUCGCGACUCCUCCGCUGUCGCCUGCUCCUCCCGUCUCCUCUUGGCGACAGUUUUCUUCUUCUUCUUCUUCUUCUUCUUCUUCUUCUUCGUCCCCUGGCUGCUUCGGCCCGCAGCGCCGCCGUCGCCUUCCUUUGUGGAAUGUCGAAGUCUCUCGGGCAGCGCCUGCAGGUCGGGAAGCGCCCGGCGAGGACGCGACGCGACGCGACGGAGGCGAACGAGGAGAAGGAGAAGCCCACACCGGCAAGAGAGACGAAGAUCUCCUCGGGGAAAGCGACGAUUCCGCGUCUCUUCUUCAGCUGACCAACCGCAGUACACCCUCUGGGCUGGCUGCCUUUGCCCGCGCUGCAGAUCCCAGCGAAGACCAGUCUUCCCCUUCUACUUUUUCAUCGUCUUCGUCUGCACCACUCGCGGCUGCCGUGCGGGCUGCGACGGCGGCGGUGAAGAGGAGCUAUCACGAGUCCGCUUUCUGGCGCGAGCUCGGGGACGAAGCCGCGCGCAUUCUCCUCCGUCUACAAGAAUUCACGCACCGCGGCAGCGCCUGUUCCUUCUCGUCUGCAUUUGAGGCAGGCUCCGAAGACGAGGACGAGGCCGCCCUCGCAGGGGCUGCAGCGGCGAGUCCGCUCUCGACGUCCUUCUCGCUGGCGCCUGCCGAAUCGCCGGAUGCAGGCUUCUCGCAGUUUGGUCGGGAUCUGAGUGUGCUGGUGAACCGCUUCAAACAAAUCCGCUUUUUCCACGAGAGGUUCUUGCAAACGGCGGAGCAGGCGGCUCUGGGGUCUAUGCACCUCUUGUCGCUCCACGACGCCGCGCUUCUCGCCUCCUCCUUCGCCUCUCUCCAGUGCAACAAUCCUUCCUUCUUCUUCUCCCUCGCUGACCACGUCUACCAAGUCGCCACGUCUCCCUCCCCUGCUGUCGCACGCAUGGCGCAAACGGCUCUUCGCGCCCUUCGCGAAGCCUCUUCUGCCGUGCAUGCGUCUCCGCUGUCCGCUGCGCGCCGCCGGGAUGCGUUCCUCGCCUCGCUCGCUCCGUCUGCCUCCUUUCCCCUCUCGCUGCUGCUGGCCACGGCCCGCGCGCCCGGGACCGAACGGCGCAGUCGGGUUCACUUCCCUGCCGCGCAAGGCGCCGCUUCGCAGGCAGGCGCCCUGGAUGUCUCCGAGGAGAUUGAGAUCCAUCUCUGUCUCUCGUGGGUGCAUCUCCUCUCGGGGUUCGCGCACGCGCACGUGGCGCACGCAAAUCUGUUUGAGAUCGCUGCGCUGCCGCUGUGCGCCUUGCUGGAGGCAAAAGCGGGCUCUUUGCUCCUCAUGCAAAAACGGGUCAUGGCGCGAAGAAGCGUCGAGCGAGCGCGGAAGGCCUGCGCGGCUGGGGCGCGCAUGCAGCUGUCUCUCCCACGAGACGGCACUCCUCGGCGACGGCAAAGUUCGCGCGGCGACGGCCGAGCGGAGACAGUCGGGACCGACGAAGAAGGAAUUGAAGCGAUCCACGGUCACCUCAUGGUUUCUGCGGGGACAUGCGGCGGAAAAGCAGCACGUGCAACGAUGCCCGGAAGGCUGGUUGCCAAAAUUGUGGAGGCGUAUGCAACGUUCCGAUUCAAACAUGAGAGACUCCUCCUGGCAGCGACGUCGACCGUUUCCUUCCUUUCGUUCACUGACAGCGACAUCGAGUCGCUUCGGCGAUCAAUGGAAAAACUCGACUUCGCCUCGCCAGAGUUCGACAGAUUCGCCAGCAUGCGGCUGCCGCCCGCGGCGCGGAGAUGA